Messenger RNA from Pipistrellus nathusii (Nathusius's pipistrelle), 2952 nucleotides. The record is from the annotation of a GenBank genome assembly. NCBI's taxonomy places the organism in Eukaryota, Metazoa, Chordata, Mammalia, Chiroptera, Vespertilionidae.
AUGGAGACCAAAGGCUACCACAGUCUCCCCGAAGGUCUAGAUAUGGAAAGACGGUGGGGUCAAGUUUCUCAGGCCGUGGACCGUUCAUCCCUGGGGCCUACGGAGAGGACCGAUGAGAGCAACUACAUGGAGAUUGUCAACGUAAGCUGUGUUUCCGGUGCUAUUCCAAACAACAGUACUCAAGGAGGCAGCCACGAAAAACCCGAACUGCUCCCCUGCCUUCAGCAAGACAGCCAUCGGUCCGGGAUUUUAACAUCUGAAAUUAAAACCGAGCUGGAAUCUAAGGAACUUUCCGUCACUGUAGCCGAGUCCAUGGGCCUCUACAUGGAUUCCGUCAGAGAUGCCGAGUACCCCUAUGACCCGCAGAACCAGCAAGGAAGCGUGAGUCCGGCAAAGAUCUACCAGAACGUAGAACAGCUGGUGAAAUUUUACAAAGAAAACGGCCAUUGUCCUUCCGCCGCCGUGGGGAUGAGCAGGCCCUUGCGGCCGCUCAUGGCUGACUCGGGGAGCUCGGUGAAUGGCGGGGUCAUGCGCACGGUUGUCAAAAGCCCCCUCUUGUGUCAUGAGAAGAGCUCGUCUGUUUGCAGCCCUCUGACCAUGGCAUCCUCAGCGUGCAGCCCCGCUGGCCUCAGCUCCGUGUCCUCCACCUCGGCCAGCUUCGGCAACUUCACAGUGCACAGCCCCAUCACCCAGGGGACCCCUCUGACCUGCUCCCCGAAUAUCGAGACCCGAGGCUCCAGGUCGCACAGCCCGGCGCAUGCCAGCAACGUGGGCUCGCCCCUCUCCAGCCCGUUAAGUAGCAGGAAAUCCCCCGUGUCCAGCCCUCCGAGUCACUGCAGCGUGAAAUCUCCCGUCUCCAGCCCCAACGUCCCUUUGCGAUCUGCAGUGUCCAGCCCGGCCAACGUCCACAACUCCAGGUGCUCCGUGUCCAGCCCUUCCAACACCAAUAACAGAUCCACGCUCUCCAGCCCCACGGCUAGUACCGUGGGCUCCAUCUGCAGCCCCGGGAGCAACGCCUUCAGCUACACGGCGUCGGGCACCCCCCUGGGGCCCGGGGCGGCCCGGGAUGCCGUUUCCAGUCCGGACACCCAAGAGAAAAGUGCUCACGAGGCCUCCUUCCCCAAGACGGAGGAAGUGGAGAACGCCACCUCCAACGGUGUGACCGGCCAGCUGCACAUCGUCCCGUACAUAAAGCCGGAGCCAGAUGGGGUUUUCAGCAGCUCCUGUCUGCGAGGACACAGCAAGACAACGCCCGCCUCCCCGUUCUCAGUACCCAUCAAGCAGGAGUCGGCCAAGCAUUCGUGUUCGGGCACCUCUUUCAAAGGGAAUCCACCCGUGAACCCGUUUCCCUUCAUGGAUAGCUCCUACUUUUCCUUCAUGGAUGAUAAAGACUAUUACUCUCUAUCAGGAAUCUUAGGGCCGCCCGUGCCCGGCUUCGACGGCGGCUGCGAAGGCAGCGGCUUCCCCGUGGGCAUCAAGCAGGAGCCGGACGACGGGAGCUACUACCCCGAGGCCAGCAUCCCGUCCUCUGCCAUCGUCGGUGUGAAUUCGGGUGGACAGUCCUUUCACUACAGGAUUGGUGCUCAAGGUACCAUCUCUCUAUCGCGGGCGGCCAGAGACCAAUCUUUCCAACACCUGAGCUCCUUUCCUCCUGUCAGCACCUUAGUGGAGUCGUGGAAAUCCCACAGUGACCUGGCCUCUCGGAGAAGCGACGGCUACCCGGUCCUAGAGUACAUUCCAGAAAAUGUAUCCAACUCUACUUUACGAAGUGUUUCUACUGGAUCCUCAAGACCUUCCAAGAUAUGUUUGGUGUGUGGGGAUGAGGCCUCAGGCUGCCACUAUGGGGUGGUAACCUGUGGCAGCUGCAAAGUGUUCUUCAAAAGAGCAGUGGAAGGGCAACAUAACUAUUUAUGUGCCGGAAGAAAUGAUUGCAUCAUUGAUAAGAUUCGACGGAAGAAUUGUCCUGCCUGCAGACUUCAGAAAUGUCUUCAAGCCGGAAUGAAUUUGGGAGCCCGCAAGUCAAAGAAGCUGGGGAAGUUAAAAGGGAUUCACGAGGAGCAGUCACAGCAGCAGCCGCCCCCGCCACCACCCCCGCCGCCCCAGAGCCCCGAGGAAGGGACGACCUACAUCGCCCCUGCCAAAGAGCCCUCCGUCAACACCGCGCUGGUCCCUCAGCUCUCCACCAUCUCCCGCGCGCUCACCCCCUCUCCCGGGAUGGUCCUAGAGAACAUCGAGCCCGAAAUUGUGUACGCAGGCUAUGACGGCUCCAAGCCGGACACCGCCGAGAGCCUGCUCUCCACGCUGAACCGCCUGGCGGGCAAGCAGAUGAUCCAAGUCGUGAAGUGGGCAAAGGUAAUUCCAGGAUUUAAAAACCUGCCUCUCGAGGACCAAAUCACCCUCAUCCAGUAUUCCUGGAUGUGUCUGUCGUCGUUCGCCUUGAGCUGGAGGUCGUACAAACACACAAACAGCCAAUUCCUCUAUUUUGCACCUGACCUGGUCUUUAAUGAAGAGAAGAUGCACCAGUCUGCCAUGUAUGAGCUGUGCCAGGGCAUGCACCAAGUCAGCCUGCAGUUCGUCCGACUGCAGCUCACCUUUGAAGAGUACACCAUCAUGAAAGUGCUGCUCCUGUUAAGCACAGUUCCAAAGGAUGGCCUCAAAAGCCAAGCUGCAUUUGAAGAAAUGAGGACAAAUUACAUCAAAGAGCUGAGGAAGAUGGUAACCAAGUGUCCCAACAAUUCUGGGCAGAGUUGGCAAAGGUUCUAUCAACUGACCAAGCUUCUGGACUCCAUGCAUGAUCUGGUGAGUGACUUGUUGGAAUUCUGCUUCUAUACCUUCCGGGAGUCCCAGGCCCUGAAGGUGGAGUUCCCCGCGAUGCUGGUGGAGAUCAUCAGCGACCAGCUGCCCAAGGUGGAGUCCGGGAACGCCAAGCCGCUCUACUUCCACAGGAAGUGA